Messenger RNA from Eruca vesicaria subsp. sativa (arugula), 1047 nucleotides. The record is from the annotation of a GenBank genome assembly. NCBI's taxonomy places the organism in Eukaryota, Viridiplantae, Streptophyta, Magnoliopsida, Brassicales, Brassicaceae.
AUGAUGCGAUGCACGACUAAAUCUAUGGAAUCUAUAUCCAAAGAUCUGAGUUUCAAAUCCCUUUACUGGUCUCAGCCCGGAUCCAGUUUGCUUCACAUCGGGGUACAUGGCUCCAACCUAACAUGUUUCCACCCUGUUGGUGAUGUUAGGCCAUUCCAUAGCAAAGGUCCCUCAAAGAACAUAUGCUUCAUCCUUGGCUACUGCUCCGGCCUUAUCCUAAUCUUCGUUCAUGGAUGUUUUUGCGUCGCCAAUCCCGUCACAAAGAAGUUCCGGUUCCUUGAUUACCCCAUGCUGCAAACCAAGAAGAGCAUCGGGUUUGCUGUUGAUAAAAUCGAUGAAAGCACUCAGAGGUUCAAAAUCGUCUGCAUAACCGAGGCCGCUGCUUCGAACCCAAGUGAAACCAUGUAUGGAUUCCAUAUUAACGCAGGGAAUUCAUGGAAAAUAUCAAAAACCAAGAUUACUUGUAUCUCAAGCGAUCUCAUGAGGGAUAUGAAACCGGUUUACUUCCAAGAAGGUCUCUACUGGUUGAGAAGCGACGGAAACAUUAUAACUUUCAAUCCCAAAACAGAGAAAGCACGUCUGAUUCCGACCAAACUCAAUCACCAAGCGGGUGCGAAACUCUUGCUUGGUGCUGACGAUAACCAUCUGACGUUGAUAUCGGCAACGGAGGAAAUGAUUUACGUUUAUUCCCUCGAGAAUAUCUUCACUGAUCCUAAAUGGAUCCUCACGAGACAGAUUAAGAACGAGCCGGUGCACGAGAUAAUGCUGUCGUGCUGGUAUGUGGAGGCUUUUGAUGGUAGGCAUGUAUUGGUGAGGGCGAAGGAUGAAAUAGAAGAUGUAAUUUAUGGCUAUGACUUGAAGGCGAACAUGUGGGAAGUCAUGGGUUUGCUUCCAGGGUGGUGUGAUGCAGGUCGUGAUCUUUAUCAAUUCAAGCCGUCGUGGUACCCUGUAAUCGGACUACAAAAUCAGAAUAACAGUUUUAGAUCCGAACGUGAAGUCUCUAUAGAGGUCAUUAUGGAGCUGAUUCAUGGUCAUUUCAGAACCUAA